GAAUUAAGUCGAGAAAAGACUUUUGGUUUGAUUAAGGGCAUGUAGACUGGAAGCACAUGUCUGCAACAUUGUGUGUGUGCGUGUCCUCGCUGAGGAAAGCUUCAUACUGGGCCGAUAACCGACCUCCAUUGAGCUGAGUCAGUGUGUUAGCCUGCUAGCGGGAGCCGAUCGGAGAGCGUACAACAUACAAACCUCUCAGUUUCUUGUGGCCUUGCCUGACCUUGUAGUGUUUUUCUGCCAGGCAGUCUUACUGCAAAGAGGACACAAGGCUUUGUUUUGCCAGAAUGGCGUGUUACUUUGAUGAACAUGACUGUGAGCCGACCAACCCUGAGGAGCAGUAUCGCCAAAAUGCACUACUGGAACUGGCCAGGUCUUUAAUGCAGGGCCUGGACAUCGACUCGGGGGCGUUUGACCUGUCAGACUGGGACCAGCGGCUUCCUCCUCCGGCUGCCAAAACCGCUGUCCAGACGCUCUCUGUGGUCAUUAUUUCUCCAGAGCAAGCAGACAAAGGUGUCAAGUGUCCGGUGUGUCUGCUGGAGUUUGAGGAGCAAGAGACGGUGCGAGAAAUGCCCUGCAAACAUCUCUUCCACUCAGGAUGCAUACUGCCCUGGUUAGGGAAGACCAACUCCUGCCCGCUGUGUCGGCUUGAAUUACCGACAGACAAUCCAGAGUACGAGGAGUUUAAAAAAGACAAGGAAAGAAGAAGACAGAGGGAGCACAGGCUGGAGGACCUACACGGAGCCAUGUACACAUGACAGCCGGGCCGACGGUGACAUGACGGUGACGGUGUUCAGCAAAAAACUAACGUCCUGGGACAGAAGUUAGCAACAGGGUCUGUGGUCACUUUGAAUCUCAAGUUGGACGUGUGCUUGAGUGAGCAUGAAUAUAUUUUUAGAUGUGUGCGAGCCACUGAAACGGCAACGCUACAGAGCUCUGUCACAUUUUGUAUCUCGCUUGCGUUCAGUUAGUUUGACUAUGAGAAACCGCUUUGAAAGUCUUUUUAUCUAUUCCUUUUUUUAUAUCUAAAUAUGUGAGCUUUAAACAUAUGCAGAUAUCUGUUCAGCUGCUUUAUCCCUCAGAACAAAUAGGAAUCUUUCAACGAGAGGAAUGCUACGCCAGAGUAUACUGCGGCAUAGUUGGAACUCUUUCCUUCUCUUUCGUUCUUUUCUGCCUUAUUAUAGCUGACUUUUUAUGGUCGUCACUUCUCCACACAUGUGAUUUGUGGACCAAAUCUGGAGUAAUUCCACCACAUUUAAUGUAUUGGGUGAGGUUGUUUAGAUUUGUGAGAAGGCAACCGUCUUGACAUGUUUUGGUCGAUCAGUGCAUAAAGACCAUGGAUGCAUUCUUUUCCAUUUGCAAUUACAAUUAGAUUUAGAUUUAGUUAACCACAUUACCUUUGACUGAGUAAGCAGAUAAAGACUCAGCAUCUUCCUCAGGGAUGUUGGAAUAUUUUGUUAUUCUGUCAUCAUGUCAGUGUAAAUCUUCAGCUUAGGUCUUCAUUGAUUUACUCUCAUAACCACAUGCCACCACACCUAAAAGGUUUCUCAGGGGAGACCCUGCAAAGGAUGAGUGGAGUCCAGACGUCACAGGGUGUCUGCCGGUCCUGAAAAAGUUUCAGUGUCCUAAAUUAUGUUUUUAUUACCUAAAACACUUUAACGGUCAUGGUUAUAGUUAAAUGUAGCAUUUUAAGUCUUUAAUUCGGUAUUCUCAUUUCCACAAACCUCUGCAGUUUUCAGUUUUUUUGCUGUGAAAUUGGUCCAUGUUUCUUUCUAAUUGGCACUUAAAGGGUCUUUAUGUGUUUUGAGUUUAACGUGAUGAAACUUGCAGACACUCUGGUGAACGAGGAGAAAAUGUCUUGAUGUAACAACGGCUUCCACGGUCAGUUCACUUGAAACUGAAGUCAUCUGCUUUAUAUUCCCCCGUCCAGCUCUAACUAUGUUGUUAACUGGCUGGUGGAUGUUGAGAACCAGGUCUGAGGAAGACUUCCAGUAUUGAAAGAGAUUUACAUGCCAGCAAAGAGAUUAUUUCAAGUGCAUCACAUUGAAUUUGCCAUACUCGUAUGAAUGAAUUUUACACCAGGCACAGAUGUGAGGUGUCAUGCAGGCAGUGUUUUUUUUGUUUGUUUGUUUGUUUUUUUCUGAGGAGAUUUCAAGUAGGCUGCUUUAAAGUUUUACAGAAGAAAGAACUGUACAUGUGUACUAUAUGAACUGGUACUGAAUUAAUUAAUUAGAUAUUUUAACUAAAGUAUCAUGGAUACACAUUGAGUUGAUUGAUUUAUUUUAAUGUGCAAUGGAAAAAAACAAAACAAAAACAAAGCCAAAAGGUUGCACUGUUGGCUCUGGUACAAUGACAUAUUUAUUUUAAUUUGUUUUAAGCAAAUUGUACUUGUUUUUUUUUACACAGCUCUAUGUACGUUUUACCUAGAGGGCUACGUAGCUGCGCAUAGAGUGAAAAAAAUAGAGAUCAACAGCAGCCAUUUUAACAUGAAAUAGCAGGUAAACACAGGUUUUACUAAUGACAUAAAUUAAGGUUAAGUUUCAUUAAAGAGAGUCUUUCCAGUGAGGCAGCAUGAACAGCAGCAGGAGCCUGGCUCUGUUCGACAUGAGUGGACCAGAGCCUUCCUUCAUGUGGUUAGUAACACCUGUGUUUACCUGCCAGUCAAAAAGGUCUGUUGAUCAUAAUGGAUGCAUUCACGCUGCGUCUGUGCCUGGUGGAUUCAGACUGUAAAGCACAAUUUGACCUCGAAUGCCCUGGUUUCUAAUUGUGAUCAUUACUGAAUUUACCUUGAAAGUGUAAUUUUUCACUGAGCCUCCAGGGACACACACACACCUGGAUUUUUGUUCCCCAUCUCAGCUGGCUUUAAUCUCUUUCCAUACUACAGUGUCUAAACAUUCUCAAGGAAAACUGGCAGUUCAGUGAAGUUAUUGAUGUUCAAGUUGAUUCUAGCAUUUUAUUUCCCUCAGGUUCUCUUUUGAAAUGCACUGGCUUUAUGCUUUUUGUCUUUAAUCAAGUUUGGGAUGUCAAAUGAUUGUAAACCAAUGAUUUAUUUCAAACUGUAUUCUAGCUGCGUUGUUACCUAGCGUGAAGGAACUUGGUUCUAAUUGUUGGCAACAAGCAGACUUUGUUUAGCACAUAUUGUACGUUUGGUAUUUUGUUAAUUAGUACUAUGCCACACUCUGUAUUCCAGUCCGUUCUGUAAAGCUGUUUGUUGACUUUAAGCCGAACCAUAUUAAUCAUUCUGUUACCUUGUAUAAGUUUAACUGUUGACAUUUUUGUGUUUGCUCAAAGAACCCAUGCAAAACAUUUGCUAAUAAUUUAUCAUUUUUAUUUCAUAUUUGAAUAUAAAUCUCUGACAAAAGAAAAUACCUAAAUGAUAGACAAAUCAUACAUAUGUACAUAAUUUAUAAAAGGAAACAAAAUAUUUUCUGCAUUGCCUUGUUUUGGGGAUUCACCAACUCUGCUCCAUCAUCAUCAGAUUAGAGUAAAAUACACGUUUUACAUAGUUUUCCAACUUAGAAAAAAAGACUUACAUUUUAUUAUAGACAUUUGUUUGUGUAUUCUACAGUUCAAGACAUCUACAGGUCAGGCAGCCUUUUGUAAAUGGGAUUCUCUCAUGAACAAACAUACCAGAGCUAUUGACUGAAGUGCAGAUUUUGACACAAGUAGAGAAAACAAAAAAAGUUGUAAAGCCACUUUUAUAUUUUGGCCUGUCCAGUGGAAGAUAGAGAUGCCGUCACAGAAUAAAUCCAAUCCUGUGUGAGGGUUCAUACAAGCUGCCAGUUGAAGUCUAACCAAGUGACUCUGUUACAGUAUGGUGAAAGGCUACAUCAGAACACAAGAGAAAAAAA
Messenger RNA from Myripristis murdjan (pinecone soldierfish), 3848 nucleotides. It is a transcript of the gene rnf181, whose product is annotated as ring finger protein 181. Bases 285 to 755 code for a protein of 156 amino acids. Gene Ontology annotation, cellular component: cytoplasm. The record is from RefSeq and is a predicted model, not a curated record. The transcript has 6 exons. Gene Ontology annotation, molecular function: ubiquitin protein ligase activity. NCBI's taxonomy places the organism in Eukaryota, Metazoa, Chordata, Actinopteri, Holocentriformes, Holocentridae. Gene Ontology annotation, biological process: protein ubiquitination.